CCAAAACUUAUUGAGAAAGCGCGGUCACCGGAAAUGACGUCAUCGGACUCGUAGUCGUAGUCGACGCUGUUCAACGAGUCUUUGGACGCUCACAAGAGCCUUAAAAAAAUAAUUGGACCGAACUGAGCACGCACAUAUAAACGCGCCGAACCGAAUUUAAUCUCGGGUUUAAAGCUGUGUGCUGAGGGAACAUAAAACAGUUUAAUUAUGGACAGCUUUCCUUUGACGAAGACAUGCUAAGCUAAUGCUAACCAAGCGAGCUCGUGUCCAUCGCGUUCGUUACAUGCUAAUCAGUCGUCAACAUUGUUACCAUUCACAGCACAAACUGUCCAGUGAAUUCAAGGCAAUUUGGAUAACAAAAACAACAAGUUGCGCGCUUCGUUUUGGCUUCGCUGCAGCUCGUCGACACGAGAACGAUGAAAGUUACUGACAAGUUUGAGGCUCCAACCUCCCGAAAGUUCCGCCACGUUCGAUCGAAGUCUGAGUAUUAAUGCUAAGAAGUUACAAGUGUUGCUGAAAAUCCGCUUGAAUGGAGUUGCCAAGGGUAACCGAGUAGGAAGCCAGCGAUCGUUGUGCCGCAAGUGCGCAUGCUCGUCAUGGAGAACGGACAAGGUAACACCACCACAACUACCACCACCACCACGACGAGGCUCGGCCUACCACCGCUCACCCCUGACCAGCAGGAGGCGCUGCAGAAGGCCAAGAAGUAUGCCAUGGAGCAGAGCAUCCGGAAUGUUCUGGUCAGGCAGACCAUGGCGCAGCAGCAGCAACAGCAGCUCAGUGGACUGCAGAUGGCGUCCUUGUCGGUGGGUUUAGGGGACCUUUCUCCUCUGCAGUCUGUGGCGGCGCAACGCCAGCGCGCCCUGGCCAUCAUGUGCCGCGUUUACGUGGGCUCCAUCUACUACGAGCUGGGCGAGGACACCAUCAGGCAGGCCUUCAUCCCCUUCGGACCGAUCAAAAGCAUUGACAUGUCCUGGGACUCGGUCACCAUGAAGCACAAGGGUUUUGCCUUCGUGGAGUACGAGACGCCAGAAGCCGCCCAGCUUGCUCUGGACCAAAUGAACUCCGUGGUCCUUGGAGGGCGAAAUAUUAAGGUGGGCCGGCCCAGCAACAUCGGGCAGGCGCAGCCUAUCAUCGAGCAGCUGGCGGAGGAAGCUCGCGCCUUUAACAGGAUCUACGUGGCGUCCGUUCACCGCGACCUGUCAGACGGCGACAUCCGUAGCGUCUUCGAGGCUUUCGGGAAGAUCAAGUCCUGCAUGUUGGCACGCGAGCCAACCACGGGACGGCAUAAAAGCUACGGCUAUAUCGAAUAUGAAAAGCCUCAGUCUGCCGUGGACGCGGUGGCUUCCAUGAACCUCUUUGACUUGGGGGGCCAGUACUUAAGAGUCGGGAAGGCCGUCACCCCACCUGUGCCGCUCAUUACCGCCUCUGGAGGCCUCGCAGCAGCUAACUUCACAGGGCAGGACCCAAUGGGCGCGUCGGUCCUGCGAGCACUGGCCGGUCUUCCGCAAGGCGUCAUGGCGGCGCAGGCCCCGGGUGUCAUCACAGGCGUGACCCCGGCCCGGACCGGACUCCCUCAAGUGGCUCUGGUGAAUCCCGUCCUGGCCACGCCCCCUGCGCCCAAGGUGGAAGAGGACACUGCCAAUAAACGACAACAGGUCGAUGGACAACACGACAUCAACAAGAUCUUUCGCAACCGACAAUCCCGCGUAAUGGUGCUGAGGAACAUGGUGGGCCAGGACGACAUCGACGACGACCUGGAGGGCGAGGUCACCGAGGAGUGCGGCAAGUUCGGCCAGGUCAAGCGAGUGGUCAUCUACCAGGAACGGCAGGGAGAAGAAGAAGACGCCGCCGUCAUCAUCAAGAUCUUCGUGGAAUUCUGCCACACGGCCGAGAUGAACCGGGCCGUCCGGGCCCUGGACCGACGUUGGUUCGGCGGCCGCAAAGUGGCGGCCGAGGCAUACGAGCAAGAGCGCUUUGAGAACAACGACUUGUCGGCGUAGACGUUAGCCGAGGGCCAACUAUUGGCAAGAACAAUGAUCGGCGGGGCAGCCAAAGCUUGCCAACAGCAAACUGUCAGAGUCGAAGCUCACUGACGCGGGACUGCCGAGGCCCGCCUCCCACGCAGGAACGCGGCGAGCGCCGGCCCGUUCAAGUAUGAAUCGAGCGGGCGAGUCAGGACGCCUGGACUACGCAACAUUUGUUCUAGAACGGAAAGAACACUGAGGUUUCAUCAAAAACUCAAUUUUCAGUGGUCACCUUGGCGAUUUUAUGUUCUCACAGAUUCCCUCCACAAUAUUCUCCCUCAAAAUUUGUUGCAAAUGUUUCUUUGGUUUUGAUAUUAAAAGUAAA
This is a messenger RNA of Corythoichthys intestinalis (scribbled pipefish), 2352 nucleotides long. It is a transcript of the gene puf60a, whose product is annotated as poly-U binding splicing factor a. Gene Ontology annotation, biological process: regulation of alternative mRNA splicing, via spliceosome; alternative mRNA splicing, via spliceosome; mRNA splice site recognition. NCBI's taxonomy places the organism in Eukaryota, Metazoa, Chordata, Actinopteri, Syngnathiformes, Syngnathidae. Gene Ontology annotation, molecular function: RNA binding. The transcript has 10 exons. Gene Ontology annotation, cellular component: precatalytic spliceosome; catalytic step 2 spliceosome. Bases 588 to 2003 code for a protein of 471 amino acids. The record is from RefSeq and is a predicted model, not a curated record.